AUGGCGACUCUCUACAAUCAAGUCCCUUCUGUAUCAGCAGUGUUCUCUCUCUACACAUCUUUCUCAGCAAUCACCAUGCUCUUCCGCACAAUCCUCAACGAGAUUGUGCCUAAGAGAAUCCGAGAAUACAUCACUCUCAAAGUUGUGGACUUCUUCUCCUCUUACUUUCAGUCAAACUUCACGUUUGUGAUCGAGCAGAGAUGGGAGUUUGUCGAGAAUCAAACUUUCCGUGCGGCUGAAGUUUACUUACCUACCCGUCUCGCCGGACUCUCCACCGGAAAACUCUUGGUGGGUUCGAGCAAUCUCAAGAAUCCGGCGGCUGAGCCAAAACUCGGAAUCCCAGUCAACACAAAGAUCAUAGAUGAGUUUGAAGGGAUCCAUCUUGAGUGGACUCUUCACUCUGUUGAGACCAAGAAGUAUCUCCCUGAGAAACGGUACUUUCAUUUGACAUGUAAGAAGGAGUUUCGUGAGAAGAUAAUGACAGACUACUUCACAUACUUGGCGAAAUCAGCAGAGAAGAUAAUGAGCCAUCGCGAGAAUCUCAAGAUCUACACUUACAACCAAGACAGGUCAAAAUGGGAAUCAGCCAUCUUCGAGCACCACACUACGUUCGAGACCUUAGCCGUGGAGCCGAAGCUCAAGAACACUUUGAUCGACGAUCUUGACGGUUUUUCCAAAGGAAAAGACUUCUUCAAGAGCGUGGGACGAGCUUGGAAACGUGGUUACCUUCUUUACGGCCCGCCGGGAACCGGGAAGUCCUCUAUGGUGGCUGCGAUUGCUAAUCACAUGAAGUACCAUAUCUAUGAUCUUCAGAUACAGAGCGUUAGAGAUGAUGGUGAGCUGCGUGAGAUUCUUACGUCAACCAAGAACAGGUCGAUUCUUCUCAUUGAAGACAUUGAUUGUGGAGCUGAUGCUUCUCGUAGACGACAGAAGAAGAAAAAGGAAGAAGAUGGUGGUGAAGAUGAUGGUGAGCCCCAAAAGCGCAAGAAGAAGUUUGAAGGGAUAUCUUUGUCUGGUCUGUUGAACUUUGUGGACGGACUUUGGUCGAGCUGCGGAGAAGAAAAGAUCAUAAUUUUCACAACCAAUCACAAGGAGAAGCUUGACCCGGCGUUGUUGAGGCCUGGAAGGAUGGAUGUUCACAUUCUCAUGGACAAUUGCACACCUUUUGUGUUCAAGAAGCUUGUGGCUAUGUACCUCAAGACUGAUGAACAUGUCCUGUUUGAUCCCAUUGAGAAGCUUGUCCUUGAGGUGAGAGCUACUCCGGCUGAAGUCACGCAGCAGCUCAUGGCGAGUAAGAACGCUGACAUUGCUCUCAAGGGUCUUCUUGAAUUUCUUGAAACCAAGAAGUUGAAGAAGGAAGAUGAUACCAAAGUGGAGGAUGAGGGAGAGAUUGAAGAUGAUGAGACUAAAGAAGCCGAAGCAGAUGCAGAAAAAUAA
Messenger RNA from Microthlaspi erraticum, 1437 nucleotides. The record is from the annotation of a GenBank genome assembly. NCBI's taxonomy places the organism in Eukaryota, Viridiplantae, Streptophyta, Magnoliopsida, Brassicales, Brassicaceae.